CGCAGCCGCAGCCGCCGCCCGCCCGCCGCCGGCCCUGGUCCCGCGGAGAGCGCGCAGCGCCGAGGUGGGAGCACCGGGAGCAGCAGCGCCUAGAUAAUGCCCAGGAGCGAGCUGUCCUGAGCCGCUGUGGUCCAGCUACCUGCCUGUUCACGCACACCCCACGAAGCCUGCCAGCACCAUCCGCCAUGGAGUCCAGAGGGAAGUCCACCAGUAGCCCCAAGCCCGACACCAAGGCUCCCCAGGCUGCUGCUGAGGCCAGAGCCCCGCCAGCUGUGGAUGGCAAAGCUCCCUCGGCUAAACCUGGGAAGAAGGAGGCUCAGGCAGAGAAGCAGGAGCCUCCAGCGGCCCCCACACCACCGACUGCCAAGAAGACCCCUGCCAAGGCAGACCCUACGCUUCUCAAUAACCACAGCAACCUGAAGCCGGCCCCUGCAGCCCCCAGCAGCCCAGAUGCAACCCCCGAGCCCAAGGGCCCCGGGGACGGCGCUGAGGAGGACGAAGCCCCCAGCGGGGGCUCAGGGGGCCGAGGCCCUUGCCCCUUUGAGAACUUGACCCCGUUCCUGGUGGCUGGGGGUGUGGCUGUGGCAGCCGCAGCCCUAAUUCUUGGUGUGGCCUUCCUGGCCCGGAAAAAAUGAUGGCUGGUGCCCAGGUGGGGGCCCAGCCACUUCCUGUACAGACCUCAGGAAUGUAGUGCAUGCCGAGCUCACACACAGCUAUGUAUACAUACGUACAUACAUGAUAUACAUAUAUAUAUGCGUUUACCCCCACAUACA
Molecule: messenger RNA, 773 nt
Organism: Prionailurus viverrinus (fishing cat)
Lineage: Eukaryota; Metazoa; Chordata; Mammalia; Carnivora; Felidae
Gene: CEND1
Product: cell cycle exit and neuronal differentiation 1
Exons: 2
Coding region: 186-635 (149 amino acids)
Biological process (GO): cerebellum development; cerebellar Purkinje cell differentiation; cerebellar granular layer maturation
Source: RefSeq, a predicted model, not a curated record